This is a messenger RNA of Hippocampus comes (tiger tail seahorse), 3685 nucleotides long. RefSeq names its product ATP-binding cassette, sub-family G (WHITE), member 4a (gene abcg4a). Gene Ontology annotation, biological process: cholesterol homeostasis; cholesterol efflux; transmembrane transport. NCBI's taxonomy places the organism in Eukaryota, Metazoa, Chordata, Actinopteri, Syngnathiformes, Syngnathidae. Gene Ontology annotation, cellular component: plasma membrane. The transcript has 15 exons. The coding region runs from base 1584 to 3509 and encodes 641 amino acids. The record is from RefSeq and is a predicted model, not a curated record. Gene Ontology annotation, molecular function: ABC-type sterol transporter activity; ATP binding; ATP hydrolysis activity.
UUCAUAACGACCCUCCAAGGCAAACCGUAACUACAAUGUGGCUCGCGACAAAAAUGAGUUUGAUGCCCCUGCUCUGAGUGAUGGUAAACAUCAUGAACCCUUUCAUGCACCCUGUAACCUGAUGACACGAUCAACUGUCCACUGUAGUAAUCGCUGUCCCUGAAAGGGUUAAUAUUCCAAAUCUUUGAGGGCCCCAUUACUGCGUUUGCCAAAUAUGCACCUGAUUCCGUAUUUCUACACAAGUAGUCGUCCCCGAAAUAGUUCAUCUUUUGCUCAAUGUAUUAUAAAAAAGAGUGUUUGGUAACAAUGAAGAAGCGUACAAUAUCUCAACGCUAUCCAAAGCGCAUAGUAUUUGCAAUUUUGCUCCGUCUUGGAGCACUAAAAUUGAAAUGGACGCACACGAUUUGCUUUACGGGGGUCACAUCAAACGAUGUGGCCACCGGAUCUGACCUCGGGGGGGCCUUGAGUUUGACGCUUGUAAAAUGAAAUGGCUCGCAUGAGAUGGCUCUGAAGGGCUCCUGUUAUCCGGCGGGGAACGAGGAGACAGGUGUGAUUGGCUCAAAAAGAUAUUGAUGCCCUCCCUUGGGGUGAUGUCAGACAUGUUGGGCCCACUUGAACGCGAGUAACCCCGUCUGAUUUACCGAAAAUAACCCGGCCACUGCAGCAUCAGCACCGGGCAGCUGCGCAGGUGCGGCCGUUAAAGAGACAGCGGAGAGCGCAAAUCUCCUCCGCUGUUUACCUUCGCGGGUUUUACGCACCUCUUGGUUUUAAAAUACCCAAACGAGUGUUUUGAUUCGGGGGAUUAAAAAAAAAAUCGUCGUUCGAAGUGAAUGACUUAAAAAAAAAAAGACUCGAGAUUUUAUCAAGGAUGAUGUAAUUGUUCAUCAGUGUGCAGUGAACGCACACGUGCUGGAUGGAAUAAGCAAGAAACUGAGCAAUGUUAUUUUUGUUUUUUUCUUCCACUUUUUUUUCCCCUUUUCCGCGCAGCAGCAACGCCCUGCAACCUCACAGACCGGCGUGCGCAUCCCGCGCACCUCUCACAAGCUCACCGAGCGACCCGUCGGACGUCCGCACGUCGAGUUCCUGUUGCAGCACUUGAGUUCCAUUCUAGUAGCCGGCUCGGAGGCUACUCAACCAUCCUCCCGUCCUCGUCCUCCAUCUCAAACGUCGAGCGAGAAUUGGGACGCGGGCUCGGAGCGGAUGGAUACGUCCGAAGAUAAAGCGGCGGUUAUCUGAUGGGGAGCCGCAGCCACAGUUUGACGCCGGACAUGAUUUUCAUCUCGGGAGUUGCCUGUGCGGAGGAUGCGGGAUGAUGAUGACACCAUGAGCGGCUGCCGCACCCCAGGAGGUCUUUUGACGAGAAGCGGCCGUCUUCUUUUUGCCCCCGCGAACCAACUGGAUUGUUUUUGCCCUGGACUCGCCAUCAACGCGCCGGCUGGGACUAUUUGUUGGCGCUUCUGAUGUGCUGGGAUUGUGUUGUGUUUUUUUUUUUUUUCUGAAGGGAUCUCCUGUGGACUGUUGCUAUCCCACACAGGGAGGGAAAACAGGCGUCUCGCUUGCUCGUUUCGGCGCACAACAACAACAUGGCUGAAGUGACGGACGGGGUCUCCGUCAGCAUCCCCAUGGAGGAGACCAAACUUCACAGCGGGGCACCUCCGGAAGCGCCCCUGCUCACCCACCUGAAGAAAGUGGAAAAUCACAUCACUGAGGCCCAGCGAUUCACCCACCUCCCACGUCGCUCCGCCGUGGACUUGGAGUUUAAUGAGUUGUCUUACACCAUCCGUGAGGGUCCCUGGUGGAGGAGGAGAGGUUACAAAGCUCUCCUCAAGUGUCUGUCCGGAAGAUUUAACAGCAGAGAGCUGAUUGGCAUCAUGGGACCCUCCGGAGCCGGGAAGUCCACCCUGAUGAAUAUUUUGGCGGGAUACAGGGAGACGGGCAUGAAGGGUCAAAUCCUGGUCAAUGGUCGCCCGAGGGACUUGCGGACCUUCCGGAAGAUGUCCUGCUACAUCAUGCAGGACGACAUGCUGCUGCCGCAUCUGACCACCAGGGAGGCCAUGAUGGUCUCGGCUAAUCUGAAACUCAAUGAGAGCAUGCAGGUCAAAAAGGAACUGGUGCAUGAGAUUCUGACAGCUUUGGGGCUUUUGGACUGUGCUCAAACGCGGACCAACUCUCUUUCGGGGGGUCAGUGCAAAAGACUGGCCAUCGCCCUCGAGCUCGUCAACAACCCUCCCGUCAUGUUCUUUGACGAGCCCACCAGCGGUCUGGACAGCGCGUCGUGCUUCCAGGUGGUCUCCCUCAUGAAGUCGCUGGCUCAGGGGGGACGAACGAUCAUCUGCACCAUUCAUCAGCCGAGUGCCAAGCUCUUUGAGAUGUUUGAUAAGUUGUACAUCCUCAGUCAAGGUCAGUGCAUCUACAAGGGCACGGUCCCUUACCUCAUCCCUUAUCUGAAGAACCUGGGCCUCCACUGCCCGACGUAUCACAAUCCUGCAGAUUUCAUCAUCGAGGUGGCAUCGGGAGAGUAUGGCGACUUGAACCCGGUGCUCUUUGAGGCGGUCCAGGGUGGACUCUGCUCCGAGGAGGGCAAGAAGAACUCGAGAGACAAGAGUGACUCGUCCUGUCCCUCUCAGUGCCACAGCGACACGGGGACCCUCGAGAAACACAGCUUUGCCACCAGUACUUUCACCCAGUUCUGCAUCCUCUUCAAAAGAACCUUCAUCACAAUCUGCAGGGACACGGUGCUGACUCACCUCCGAGUGAUGUCCCAUCUGUGCAUCGGAGUGCUGAUCGGUCUGCUCUAUCUGAAAAUUGGAAACGACGCCAGUAAAGUCUUCAACAACACGGGUUUUCUCUUCUUCUCCAUGCUCUUUCUCAUGUUUGCCGCCCUCAUGCCCACCGUUCUAACCUUUCCUCUGGAGAUGUCCGUCUUUAUAAGGGAACACCUCAACUACUGGUACAGCCUAAAGGCCUACUAUUUGGCAAAAACAAUGGCGGACGUACCAUUCCAGGUGAUUUGUCCAAUCAUGUACUGCAGUAUCGUGUACUGGAUGACGGAACAGCCUCCGGAAGCUGGGCGCUACCUGCUUUUCGUGGCCUUGUCCACGUCUACAGCUCUGGUAGCACAGUCGCUGGGGCUGCUUAUUGGCGCGGCGUCCACGUCUCUGCAGGUAGCAACAUUCGUCGGUCCGGUGACAGCCAUCCCUGUGCUCCUGUUCUCUGGCUUCUUUGUCAAUUUUGACACCAUUCCCAAAUACCUGCAAUGGAGCUCCUACGUAUCCUACGUCAGGUAUGGCUUCGAGGGAGUGAUCCUCUCCAUCUACGGGAUGAACCGCACUGAGCUCGAAUGUCCGGGCCUCGUGUGUAAAUUCCAAAAGCCGGAGGAGGUCCUGCAGCUUCUUGACGUGGAGGAUGCGAAGCUCUACGUAGACUUCAUGGUGUUGGGGGUUUUCUUCUUCGUUCUCAGACUGGCCACUUACUUUGUCCUGCGCUACAAAGUCAAGUCUGAGCGUUGAAGGAGAUCAACUCCUCGGUUCAACUUGACCCUUGAAACUGCUUGAUAUUCAUGAACGUUUCCUGCGUCGCUUCCCCUCAUAAGUUGCUCCCCCUCCGGGCUGCUUGGAUUCCUUCUACAGUCGUCAUCACAGUCCGCAAGGACUGCUCAUCUUUCACUAUGCGUAUGAUCCGUGAC